Messenger RNA from Neoarius graeffei (lesser salmon catfish), 420 nucleotides. RefSeq names its product upper zone of growth plate and cartilage matrix associated b (gene ucmab). The transcript is spliced from 5 exons. Gene Ontology annotation, cellular component: extracellular matrix. NCBI's taxonomy places the organism in Eukaryota, Metazoa, Chordata, Actinopteri, Siluriformes, Ariidae. Gene Ontology annotation, biological process: embryonic skeletal system development; regulation of osteoblast differentiation. The coding region runs from base 1 to 420 and encodes 139 amino acids. The record is from RefSeq and is a predicted model, not a curated record.
AUGUCUAGGAUGCGCCCUGCUUUACUCACAUGUCUGGCUCUGCUGUUCGUCCUCACUUUGUUUUCUGAGGUUGACACUGCAAGUACACCUGAUGGCAAAGAGCAUAAGAAAGCAGCGGGCCUACCAGGUGCGCUAAGAAGGAUUUUCAUGGAAGAGAGGGAUGCCACCAGCUUUUUCAAGCGUCGUGGCAGAAGGGCAGUGAAAUCGCAACAUGAACUCAACGUUGAGCAGCAACAGAGGCUGGCAGCUGAUGAAAGGAGGAGAGAAUAUCACGAGGAGCAGAGAAAUGAGUUUGAAAAUUAUGCAGAGGAAGAACAUAAUGAGCAGGAUGAGAGAACCAAGGAGAGUACAGAGCAGUGGAGAGAGUUCCACCAUGAUGGCCUUGACCCUUCUUAUGAAUAUAACCGACACAUCAUUUAA